Messenger RNA from Verticillium alfalfae VaMs.102, 654 nucleotides. Its product is annotated as peroxisomal multifunctional enzyme. Bases 1 to 654 code for a protein of 217 amino acids. The record is from RefSeq and is a predicted model, not a curated record. Gene Ontology annotation, cellular component: peroxisome. Lineage: Eukaryota; Fungi; Ascomycota; Sordariomycetes; Glomerellales; Plectosphaerellaceae. The transcript has a single exon.
AUGUCCAAGUACGACCUGAGAUUGCUUCUUCACGUGGAUCAAUUUCUUGAGAUUCGUUCUCCGAUUCCCCUUUCGGGAAUCCUCUCAACGUACCCGAAGCUGGUGCAAGUAGUCGAUAAGGGCAAGGAUGUACUGGUUGUCCAAGGCUUCACAACUGUCGACGAAAACGGCAAUGAGAUCUUCUACAACGAAACGACAGUACUUGUCCGCAAGGGCGGUGGUUUCGGUGGAGACGCUCAGCUCCGUGAUCGAGGCCCAGCUACGGCUAAAAACGCACCUCCCCCCAGAGCACCAGACUACGUGGUGGAAGAAAAGACGUCAGAGGGUCAAGCUGCAUUGUACCGACUCAAUGGUGACCUGAACCCUCUUCACAUUGAUCCAGACUUCAGCGCAAAAGGAGGCUUCCCAACGCCUAUUUUGCACGGCUUAUGUUCGCUUGGUGUGGCCGGAAAGCACUUGUUCCAGAAAUACGGUUCUUUCAAGAACCUCAAGGGCAAGUUCACCAGCCCUGUCCUCCCGGGUCAGACACUCAGGACUGAGAUGUGGUUGGAAAACGGCAAGGUAAUUUUCCAAGUUGUUGUCCUUGAGACGGGAAAGAAUGCUAUCAGUGGUGGUGCUGUUACACUUGAUCGGGCCAUCGCGGCCCGUUUGUAA